CAGUUUCCGCCAAUUUAGCUGCAGCUUGUUUUCAUUUUUAUGCAUUUAAUCAUUUUGAAAAGUUGGAUUAACCAUCAAGAUGGACAACUAUCUGACCAAACCUACCAAGAGGUGAACAAAAAUUAAUAGCUGAAGUAUCAGUCUAAUAAAAACUCAUUGCUAAUUGUUUGGCAUGUGGAGUGAUGGUCCAACCAAUGUCUGCAAUCAGCUAUGGAAUUGCUUGCAGUAUAAGGCUUGGUUCUGUAACAAAAUAUGGGGACAAUCACACAGAAUCUGCUAAUGGAGAUUAAUCUGGCCAGAAUGGAUUGGGAACCAGUAAAAUUCGCUCCCAAGGAGAACUGGGCUUAGUUCUUCUAAAUCCAGACCAUGAUGAUAUUAAGCCUUUCUCCUCUUUUGCCAAACGGUGAAUGGAACUCUGCAUUUCUCUGUGCAUGCUAAGCAGCCUGACAUGAUCCUUUUAGUAAAUGGUAAAUGACCUACACUUGUGUAGCAGUAGGUUUAUAUCUGAUGUGCUCUAUGCUGCAAUCAUACAUUCACUCAUUAGUGCACACACUCACAUCUACGUUGAUGGUAGAAAGCUACACUGUAGCCAAUUCUACCCUGGGACAAACUGAGAGACUCAGCAAGGCUGUCAAUCAAUUGUUGCCACUGGACCCUCGGAACACCACCACCAGCAGGCGACGUGGAGGAAGAGUCUGUCCCAAAGACAGUUGGGGUUUGAGCCCUUAACUUCUGAUCCAUUGUCACCCAGAAUUUUGAACUAUUAUAGGGUUGCUGAACUUGUGUCUUUCAUGUCUUAGGAUGUGUUUCUGUUCAGCAAGCAUGAUGCAACCAAAAAGUGGUGAAAGAAGUUCUGAUAAUUGGAAAAAAAACAACAACGUAUGCAUACUAAAAACUUAACACGAAUUGGAAAAUGGAUACCAGUGUUUGCAAUGACCUUUUCUUACAGGAAUACACCAUUGACAUCUUCUUUGCCCAAACAUGGUACGACAGCCGAUUGAAGUUCAACAGUUCGAUGAAGCUGCUCAUGCUUAACAGUAACAUGGUAGGCAAAAUCUGGAUUCCCGACACCUUCUUCAGGAAUUCCCGAAAAUCCGAUGCCCACUGGAUCACAACUCCCAACCGACUUCUGAGGCUGUGGAGUAAUGGGCGAGUCAUGUACACACUGAGGUUGACUAUUAAUGCGGAGUGUUACCUUAAGCUGCAUAACUUUCCAAUGGAUGAGCACUCGUGUCCGCUGGAGUUUUCGAGCUAUGGUUACCCAAAAAACGAGAUCACAUAUCGGUGGCAGAGGCGGGCAGUGGAGGUGGCUGACCAGCGUUACUGGAGACUCUACCAGUUUGCUUUUGUAGGGAUGAGGAAUACCACCGAUGAGGCACACACUCAGUCAGGGGAAUAUGUCAUAAUGACAAUAUUUUUUGACUUGAGUCGACGGAUGGGCUAUUUCACCAUUCAGACCUAUAUUCCCUGCAGCAUGAUAGUGGUCUUGUCCUGGGUGUCCUUCUGGAUUAACAAGGAUGCCGUCCCAGCUCGGACAUCUUUAGGAAUCACCACAGUUCUCACUAUGACAACUCUGAGCACCAUCUCCAGGAAGUCUCUGCCGAAGGUUUCCUACAUCACUGCCAUGGAUCUCUUCGUCUCCGUCUGCUUCAUCUUCACCUUCGCUGCUCUCAUGGAGUAUGGGACCUUGCACUACUUCACCAGCAACCGGCAGACCAAGAAGUCCAAAGCCAACAACAGCGCACAGCAGAGAGUUCCCAGCAUGGUAAAUAUCCGACCUGGAACAUCCCUGUUGCAGAUGAACAACAUCGUUCCAUAUCACGAGGACGACGACUACGCCUACGACUGCUUGGAUGGAAAAGACUGUGCCAGCUUCUUCUGCUGCUUCGACGACUGCCGAUCGGGAGCCUGGAGAGAAAACAGGAUGCACGUUCGGGUUUCCAAGAUUGAUUCUUACUCGCGGAUAUUUUUUCCGACUGCUUUUGGCCUUUUUAAUCUAGUUUACUGGAUUGCUUAUCUUUAUUUAUAAAAGAAAAAAUGUUUAUUUGUAACUGAAAUCAGCUGGAGUUUAACAUUUGCAGGUGCAUCAGCUGCUUUUAGACUAGUUAGAAAUAACUUUGCAAACUUUUGCUUUGAUAAUAUAAAGGGCCUGGCUGCAGAGAGGCAUGGCAUAUUAGUGAUAACAGCUCCAACAUCUUGAUCCUGCACAAUAAGCAGGAAAAAUCAUCAAUGUUAGGCUGAUCUUUUUUGUGAAAUUAACCGCGAUAUAAAGUGUUUGCACAUGUAAAACUCCAGUCUCCACAGAGGAACUAUUGCCAUCAGUCUUUAAUACAACAGCCCAAAUGUUUAUUUUCUCUUUGCUACUGUGCAUUGAUAUCAUGCUUUGCACUUUGCAUCUGCAAUUGAGGGGACAUUGUCCCUAUAAUUUGAAGAUAGGUUCCUUAAUUUUUCUCCGAAAAGCCAGUAACUCAUCUGAACAAUGGCCAAUUAAUUUUGUUCAGAAUAGUCAGGGAUCGUACCUUUACAAAUACAACUUAAUUGUUCUCUGCGUUUUUCCUGCAGGCUGUCAGGAGUGAUGAUGGUUAUUUUUAUGGCAGACAGAUUUUAUACUUUCAUGUAUUAUAUGUUGCAAAAAACAGCUUUGAGUUCAUUCCUGUUCAAGCAAACACAUCAGCUGGUAAUUUAACCUUUCCAGUUGUAAAUUGAUUGUUUUCUUACCGAAGAUGUUCAUGACAAAAGCUGCAUAUCAUUUUAUACAGGUCUGUGGCAUUUAAAGCACUUCUCAGCAACGUUGUCCUAUACUUCAGCACAGCAAUAGAGUUUUACAGGCAGCUUUUAGUAGCAGAUUGUCUACGAGAACAUAUACCUGUUUGGAUCAUUUUCUCCGUCAAAUGCAUGCAUUUUUAAAAAAGGGUGCAAUUUGUUCAAAGAUGUAAGCAUUUCCUUCAAUGAACUUGUAGUUUGGUGUUCUAGACUACACAGCUUUCAUUUAUUCAUCUUUUGUUUUUAGUUUGAAGAGAGUCUGGCAGCAGAACAAAAAGAUUAAGUUCAGAUCUUCAUCUGUCUGAAAUUAAUUAGAUGUUCACUCCUCUAUCACAUAAAACGUACCUUGAGAGAGGAAAUGUUGGGAUCACAAGAAGAAGGCCAUUUUAUGCUUUGUCUCAUAUGCAUUCAGUGCUAUUCAAGCAUUCAUACAUCUUAGAAUGUAAAACACUAAUUUGCAGUUUUUCCCACUUUGUGAUUUUAAAAAACCCUCCCAUCACUUAAAAGGAGUUCAGUCAUUGCAGACAUUGAGGAUAUCAAGCCAUGAAAAGCUUCAGGUGACAUUUUGUCUCAUUUUCCCCACAAACUCAUCCUAAGGUGACAACAGUAAGCAGUUGUCACAUUUUUGGUUUAUAAACCAAAACCCAACCAGCAUUUUUGCAGAAUUCAUGAGGGAUUUUGUGUUGCACAGAAGCUCUAAUCAUAUUUGUCUAUAGUAAUGGAACUUCAAGUGUUGUUAAUAUGAAUGGUUUUAUUGUCAAAAAGUGAGAAUUCAGUAUUUGCUUAAAGCUAAUGAUAAUUUCUUUUAAAUAUUUAGAAAACAUUUUAAACACACAGCUCUAAAAUGCUUCUAAACUUUGUGAAUUGGCAUUUAAUAGCCAAAUAUCAUAUUAAAAGCAACAUAACCUAAAAAUUAUUUUUUUAAAUGACAUAAAAUGCAAAUAAAUCUGCACUUCCACUUUUUUUCUGACCAGAUAGACAAUUUUAUAGUGUAGUUUUGUGACAAAAAUAAUUUUGAGUCAUGUCCUUUAAAAACAGGAAAGCACUAUUUGUGGAUGAUGACAUCUGUCCAUCAUCUAUCUAUAGAACUUGUAACUAUGAGUUUAACCACUAUAUCCAUUGUUUUCUUUGAUAAAGAAAUAUACUUUGUUAACCAUAACACAUUGUAUGUGUGGCUGUUUAUUACACAGGGAAUUUUGGUGAGCUGUGUGGAAGUAAAUAGAUGAAGAGGCCAGAUUUCUCCCCAGCCACCAAAAAUCAUCUGCAUCUCAGAUACAUUUUCCUCCAUAUAUGACGAGCAGAAUCUUAGAUUCAGGGAAAGAAACAAGCAAAGGUUGAGUGAAGACGACACAACACAUAGAGAGAGAGAGAUAGUUUCUGCAAGGAGUCAAAAGCCAAACCACAAAGAUAAUUACCGGUUAUGUGAUGAUAUUGUUUGUCCUUUGCUCCAUUAAAUUGCCUUCUGAUGUCCACAGCUCACUGAAAAUACCAAUCAGUCACCUCUCCAAACGUUCCUCCUCAAUGUUUGCUAGUGAUAACUUGCUGUAGCCAUACCUGAACCAAAAUGACGGAGAGAAAAUUUGGCUGCAGCCCACUUUUGAAUAUUUCCACUUCCCUUCUAUUGACUUUAAGUGACUUUUGGAGCCAUUGACAGCUAGUGCAGUACAAUGUGUGAGUAA
Poecilia latipinna (sailfin molly) is the source of this 4442-nucleotide messenger RNA. RefSeq names its product gamma-aminobutyric acid receptor subunit gamma-1-like. The record is from RefSeq and is a predicted model, not a curated record. The transcript has 6 exons. NCBI's taxonomy places the organism in Eukaryota, Metazoa, Chordata, Actinopteri, Cyprinodontiformes, Poeciliidae. Gene Ontology annotation, cellular component: membrane. Gene Ontology annotation, molecular function: extracellular ligand-gated monoatomic ion channel activity; GABA-A receptor activity. The coding region runs from base 914 to 2029 and encodes 371 amino acids. Gene Ontology annotation, biological process: gamma-aminobutyric acid signaling pathway; monoatomic ion transmembrane transport; chloride transport.